Molecule: messenger RNA, 429 nt
Organism: Phytomonas sp. Hart1
Lineage: Eukaryota; Euglenozoa; Kinetoplastea; Trypanosomatida; Trypanosomatidae
Source: the annotation of a GenBank genome assembly
UUUUUUAGAAAGUUCGAUAAGAUAGUAUGGCACUAUUGUGAUGGAAGGACAAUUCGCAGCUUUAGUGGCAUGUGAUGUUCAAGAACGGCUUCCAUUGUGGUCCACCGCUCUCCAACCCCUACCUCGCGGUGAGUCUAUGGUGACGAGCCUAUUACGCGAAGAAGAUACCGGGAUGGUCAAAAAGUGUAAAUGUUUUCAAGUAAUUCCCGUUCACGAGAGCUCCAUCAUUAAUAAAGACAAGCUGCAUUCACUCGCGAAAACCCUGGAGGACUUUCAUCAUUUGUAUCCCUAUGCGGAUGUGUGUGGUUACCUUUGCUUUGAGGAUAACGCCGGCUCCAUCACCUACUUUGAGCUUGAGGUGGUAAAAGCAUAACCGAACCCCCACCAGGUACGGAUCCAUACCGGCAUCUAAAGCUUAAAUAUAUAUUA